AUGCCCGGAACCAACUUUAACGCGCAACUCGAUGAAGUCAUCCGUGAAAGAGACCAGUUGCGUGAGAGAUACAGUCAAGCUAUGCUCAUCAUAAAAACCCAACAAAACGUGAUCAAGAAAAUGGUCAAUGACUUCAAAACAACCUUCGAAAGUGUAGAUCAAUUAGAGAAGAGAUGCAAUGAUUUGGUUGUUAAAUUCGCAAAUCUUCGCAUCGAGGGAAUCCCAACUUGCGAUGAGACCGUUCACGCAACCAACGUUUCCGUCAAUGCGGCGAUCGGAUCUGAGCAAGAAAUCGCCGAGAGUGAAGCAAAGGCCAUCAAAAAGAGUGGAGGGCGCCCAGAGGGAGAAGAUGACAAUAUUGGUCCACGUGACAUCUAG
Caenorhabditis briggsae is the source of this 378-nucleotide messenger RNA. Bases 1 to 378 code for a protein of 125 amino acids. NCBI's taxonomy places the organism in Eukaryota, Metazoa, Nematoda, Chromadorea, Rhabditida, Rhabditidae. The record is from RefSeq and is a predicted model, not a curated record. The transcript is spliced from 3 exons.